AUGUACCGGGAUUAUAAAAAGAAAUUUCAAAAUUUAGUCAUUCCUGCUGUAAAAAGAGUAGAUUUGUAUUAUGACAUAUUAUCACCGUAUUCGUGGUUGUGUUUUGAGAUUCUGACACGUUACAAGUCCAAAUGGAGGAAUAUGGAUCUAAGAUUAAAACCGCUUUCACAGGAAGACGUUUUAAAAGGAGCAGGGAAUCAGCUUCCAGGCAAUGUUCCAAUAAAAAUGCAGUAUAUACUACAAGAUCUAGCAAGACUAGGACAGUACCAUCAAGUACCCUUCAAAAUCCCUGCUGAUUUGAAAGAAGUUAUGUAUGUGAAAGGAUCAAGACCCGCUAUGUUAUUUAUAACAGCAGUUGAUAUUGAAAACUCCGAAUAUACAGAAGAACUUUCUCGACAGCUAUGGUUGCGAGUGUGGGGCAGGGUGAGUUGUGGGGUUGUUUAG
This is a messenger RNA of Mytilus trossulus (common blue mussel), 444 nucleotides long. RefSeq names its product glutathione S-transferase kappa 1-like. NCBI's taxonomy places the organism in Eukaryota, Metazoa, Mollusca, Bivalvia, Mytilida, Mytilidae. Gene Ontology annotation, cellular component: mitochondrion; peroxisome. Bases 1 to 444 code for a protein of 147 amino acids. The record is from RefSeq and is a predicted model, not a curated record. Gene Ontology annotation, biological process: glutathione metabolic process. The transcript is spliced from 4 exons. Gene Ontology annotation, molecular function: glutathione transferase activity; glutathione peroxidase activity.